Dufourea novaeangliae is the source of this 636-nucleotide messenger RNA. It is a transcript of the gene lwr, whose product is annotated as SUMO-conjugating enzyme UBC9-B. Bases 125 to 604 code for a protein of 159 amino acids. Gene Ontology annotation, cellular component: nucleus. The transcript is spliced from 5 exons. NCBI's taxonomy places the organism in Eukaryota, Metazoa, Arthropoda, Insecta, Hymenoptera, Halictidae. The record is from RefSeq and is a predicted model, not a curated record. Gene Ontology annotation, biological process: protein sumoylation. Gene Ontology annotation, molecular function: SUMO conjugating enzyme activity.
CGCACCCCAUAGGACACGCAAAUCGCUUUCACCCUUGUGUCGCCUGAGUGUUUCAUGAAAUUUCGGCGCUGGGAGAGUGCCUCGAAUUGAACGUUGGAAUCGGUAUCAUCGAACACCGUGAUUAAUGUCAGGCAUUGCGAUUGCUAGGCUCGCCGAAGAGCGGAAAGCAUGGAGGAAAGAUCAUCCUUUCGGAUUUGUAGCACGACCUAUUAAAAAUCAGGAUGGAACUCUUAACUUGAUGAAUUGGGAGUGUGCAAUUCCUGGAAAAAAGUCUACACCAUGGGAGGGUGGACUUUACAAACUACGUAUGAUUUUCAAGGAUGACUAUCCCUCUAGCCCACCGAAAUGUAAAUUCGAACCUCCAUUGUUCCAUCCAAAUGUAUAUCCAUCAGGAACAGUAUGCUUAUCACUCUUAGAUGAAGAGAAAGACUGGAGGCCAGCCAUUACUAUCAAACAGAUCUUGCUUGGUAUUCAGGAUUUGUUAAACGAACCAAAUGUCAAAGAUCCAGCACAAGCAGAAGCAUACACAAUAUAUUGCCAAAAUCGUUUGGAGUAUGAAAAACGUGUCAGAGCGCAAGCUAGAGUAAUGGCUCCCCAGGAAUAAGUCUAUAUUAAGUAUCAUUCAAUUCAAUUAUU